AUGAAGGAGCCCGAUGACCAGGAUGCCGAUGGGGGGAAAUCAGAUAGGUCAAAGAGCAGUGCAGAUCCGUCUCAGGGGUCCUCGCAAACUACAUCAAGAUCUAUCAAAGUGGCGGACACAGACGAAACCCUUACUGAAGGGGAAGAAUCCUAUUUAGAGGAUGAUGAUUCCUAUGAGGAAGAUUUGGAAGGAAGUUACAGUUCCUUUCAAGAUGAUGCUUACGGUAGAGACCCUAGGUAUAUGGAAAUCCAUGGCUCAGCUGCAGAAGAGAGAGAGGAGGAAGUUAAGAGGAGAAUAUCAGAGAACUUCUAUUACGAUUAUUUGGAGUUGGCUUCCAUACCUUAUGUGUCUCUGGGUUCGAACAUACCACUGGAUCUUCUCACGCUUGUACAUUCCUUUGGUUAUGACUGCAAAAAGCGGGCCAACCUGCAACUCCUGGACGGCAGUACCAUCAUGUACAUAGCUGGGAACCAGCUGAUCCUUGUGAAUUUGAAAACCAAGGAACAGAUCUACCUGCGAAGUAGCGGUGGUACAGGCAUUGGUGUCAUUGGGGUUCACCCUGAUAAAACUUACUUUGCAAUAGCUGAAAAAGGAGUUUGCCCAAAGAUCAUCAUCUAUGAAUAUCCUUCUCUGAGGCCCUACAGAAUCCUUCAAGAUGGGACUGACCUGGCCUAUGCGUAUGUGGACUUUAACUACAGCGGUUCCUUGCUGGCCUCUGUUGGUGGCAACCCUGAUCACACAUUGACCAUCUGGAAUUGGAGACAGGAACAGCCCAUACUGAGGACAAAAGCUUUUUCCCAGGAAGUUUUUAAGGUCACUUUCAAUCCUGAAGAUGAUCAGCAGCUUACUACCGCAGGAACAGGCCACAUCAAAUUCUGGGAAAUGGCUCUAACAUUCACUGGUCUCAAGCUUCAGGGUUCACUAGGUCGGUUUGGCAAAACAGCCACUACUGAUAUAGAAGGCUACAUGCAGCUCCCAGACGGGAAGGUGCUGUCAGGAUCAGAAUGGGGCAACAUGCUGGUUUGGGAAGCUGGCCUCAUCAAAGUUGAACUCUGUCGAGCUGCACGUAAGUCUUGUCACCAGGGUCCCAUCAACCAGAUAAUGCUGGACGAGGGUGAAGUUAUCACUAUCGGGUCAGAUGGAUGCGUAAGGAUAUGGGAUUUUGAGACCAUAGACACUGCUGAUUCUAUAAACGAGACUGGACUGCUAGAGAUUGAGCCCAUCAAUGAACUUCUAGUAGACAAGAAUGUCAAACUCUUCUCCAUGAUAAAAAUGAAUGAAGCUGGAAAUAACUUUUGGUUGGCUCAGGAUUCCAGUGGCGCCAUAUGGAAGCUUGACCUUAGCUUUUCAAAUAUUACACAAGAUCCAGAAUGCCUCUUCUCCUUCCAUUCGGGACCCAUUGAAGCCUUGGCCGUGUCUCCUCUCACUUAUCUGAUGGCCACUACUGCCUUGGACUGCUCUGUUCGAAUCUAUGAUUUUGCUAGCAAAACUCCUUUGACUUCUGUGAAAUACAAACAAGGAGGCACUGCCCUUGCUUGGGUACCUCGACUGAUAAGCUUCACCGGAGCACAGAUCGUUGUAGGAUUUGAGGAUGGAGUUGUUCGAGUACUUGAACUUUAUGACCCAAAAGGGCUCACAAUUUUUGCAGGACGGAAGAAAUACUUGGAUGCAGAUCUUCAUCUGAAACAUGUUUUCAAACCCCAUACGGAUCAUGUAACUGCUUUAGCUUUUGAACGCGACGGGGAAAUUCUGGCUACCGGGAGUAAAGAUAAAACUGUGUUCUUCUUUGAAGUGGAAAAAGAUUAUAAACCAAUUGGUUAUGUUACUACUCCUGGGCCUGUUUGCCAGUUAGCAUGGUCUCCGCUCUCUCAUCCUGAAAGUACUUUAUUGAUUAUCUGUGAGAAUGGCUAUGUCCUUGAAGCUCCACUUCCAACCAUAAAGGAGGAAGCGGUGGAUCACGAUGUAGUUUCCUACGAAAUCAAAGACAUGCACAUAAAAUGUUUCCAUUUUUCAAGCGUCAAAUCUAAGAUUAUGAGAUUUAUAGAAAUUGAAAAGCGAAAGAAACGCAAGGAGCUGAAGGAGAGGGAAAAGGAAGAGAGGAGGAAGCGCCUGGAGGAGGCGGGAGAAGACGAAGACAAGGACUCGCAGGAGGAGGGGGAGGAGGGGGACGAGCCGGAGGAGCCACUGCCCGAGAUCUUCGUCCCCGACGGCCCCUGUCACAUCCUCUGUGGCUUUUACUCCGCGCCAGGGAAGUUCUGGGUUUCUUUGGGCGGCUAUAAUUCUGGCUUUCUAUAUCAUUGCGAGUUCCCUCCAUAUGACAAAAGUAGUGAUAUCACAAAAAGGAAAGAUGAACCUUUUGAUUUCCGUUUUCUUGAGGAUACAGAAGAUAAUCCCAUCAAAACCAUCAUUUUCAGUAUUAACCAAGAUAUUAUGUUUUGUGGAAUGCAAGAUGGAGCAAUUCGACUCUAUAUCCUAAGUCCGAAUGACUCUUCAUUGACCACUAUGGAACACUACUGGCACUUUAAUGUGCAUGACAAUACUUAUGGAUGUGUUAAAAGCAUUUCUACUAGCUUUGAUGACCGUUUUUUUGUGACUGUUGGAGCAGAUAGUAAUAUCUUUGUUUUCAACAUUUUUUCUGUUUAUGAGUUAAAAAGUAUGAAAGCCAAAGUGCCGUCUCCCAGGUUUGGAAUUGAAACAGAGCCAAUUCCAGACGAUAUUGAAGAUCCCAAAGCUUUCAGCAUAGAGGAUGCCAGAAGAAAAAGAGAACAUGACAAGUUAAUGAAAGAAGUGGCAGAAAUAAAGGCCAAGAAGAGAGAACAACUCGGAGCUUUGAGGAAUGAAUAUCAGAAACUAUUAGAAAUGAAUGACCAGUUACCAAAGCACAUGCAGUUUAAACGGACAGAUUUUGAUAUAGAUUCCAAAAUUCGUACGGACAUUAACAGAAGAACAGCUUUUAAAAUUCAACAAGUGGAAAAGGAAUUAGCUUGGGAAAAAGAGAAAUAUCAACUUGGCCUAACGAAGCUGCGGCAUAGGUUCCGCGACUCCCUGGAAGGCGAUGUCAUUGUGGUUCGCGCCAUACAGAGCGACCACAAGGUGUCCUCCUACCGGCUCGUGAAGCCCUCCAAGUACUCCAAAUCCAAACGGCCCAGCCACUUCGACAGAAGAGCGAGCAAGAUGGAGAGGUUUGAGAAAGAGGGAGCUGGGAGGAAGGAGAGCCAGCGAGAUACAGGUGGGAGCAUUAGUGUCCCAGAAGAAUCAAUUGUAGAAAAAGGGAAGGAAUUUCGGCCUAAGACCCUAAGUCAAAUUAUGGUGGACAAUCAAAUUGAGAAAACGAGGAAACUUAUAUUAAAAGCCGAAAGGGCCCAGCAAAAGAUUCAUCAGCGAAAAAAAGAAUGGGAUGAACUGUACAAGAGUAAACCUGCUGAUGACUAUGAAGACCCCAAAGAUGUUCAAGCCAUCAAAGAGGCUCAGGUGUAUAUGGGAGAUUUCAAUCUGAAGACAGCCCCAGACUAUAAGAUACCUGAGCACAUGAGAAUAAAUGCUGCCAAGAAAGAAGAGGAACUGGGACAUCUAGACACUAUGACCCAUUCAAAGAAAAUGCACUUGAAUAGGAGCGUCGUCUCUCUUCGAGACCUUAAGGUGGCUGUCAUCGAGGAGAUCCAGUGCCUGGUGCAAGAACUGAAGAACAUCCAGGCAACCCUUCCCCUCUCCAAGCGCAUCCCCAUCCCAGAGGUCCCGCAGAUUCACCCGGAGGAGGUUCCCGAAAAGAGAUUUCACUACGACGAGGAGAUUCUCCUCGCCUUCAAGCAACAGCAGGUGAAAACUAAGGGUAAAGAGGCCCAUUCAGUGGAGCAGACAGAGUCUACAAGCGCAGGCGGAGAAUUCCUCAGACCCCCUUACAGGAAGAGCGGGCACUUGACAACACGAGAUUCAUUGGCUAGAUCGUCAAAGGCGUCGGCAUUCGGGAUAGAUGUCCCAAAGUUCAUGGAAUUUGAAAAAGCAGAACCCAUCGAUGUAGAGGUGGAGAUUAUGAAGAGAAAUGAGAUUAAAAACGUCUACAUGCAGCAGUAUUUGACCAACAGGAUCAAAGAACUGAUUGUCACGUUUGAUGCAGAACUCCGCAUCCUGAGACAUCAGAAACUGAAACUAGAUAUCCAGAUGAAAUUAUCUGACCUGAACCAUGUCACAUUAUUUCAAGAAAUGCUUCUCCUCAAGAAUUUUGAAAAACAGGAGAACAUACUUCAAGAGAGUGUGAAUUCCUUAGACAAAGAGGAGCAGGACAUGCAAUGGCGAAUCAGUGAAACUCUGAAGGAGAUGGAAGAGAAAAAGAACGAAGUCAGCAGGCUCCAGGAGCAAGAAAAGGCGCUCUACGCCGGCUUUCAGGCGGCCCUGGGCGAAAACAACAAGUUCGCCAACUUCCUCACCAAGGUGCUGAAGAAGAGGGUGAAGCGGGUGAAGAGAAAGGAGGCCGAGGGCGAUGCCGAAGAUGAUGAGGACAGUGAUGAAUCAAGUGAGGAAGAAUCCAGCUUGGAGAGUGAUGAAGACGAGUCUGGAUCUGAAGAUGAGGUUUUUGAUGAUUCUAUCUGCCCAUCACAUUGCGACAUGAGUCUUUUUGAACUGGCACUUCAACUUCGGGAGAAAAGGCUGGACAUUGAGGAGGCCUUAGUCGAAGAGAAGAAAAUUAUCGAUAACCUCAAAAAGGAAUAUGAUACAUUGUCCAAAAAAGUCAAAGUUGUGGCGGCUAACCUGAACGCAGCAGAGGAGGACCUGGAGGCCUAUCAGCGAGAGAAGCAGCAGCAGCUGAAUGAACUUCUGGUUGUGGUUCCUCUCAAGCUUCACCAGAUAGAGCAUGUGGUGUUUGGAGAAAUACCUAGUGAUCUCUCUGGAACUUUGGUCUUUUCUAACGGCUCCCUGGGAAGACUGCAAGAACGAAUCGUGCAGCUCCAGGAAGAGAAUUCCAAGCAGUAUAAACUUAACAAAGAGUGGCGGGAGAGACGGAAACAGCUCAUUCGAGAGAAGAGAGAGAUGGCAAAAACUAUAAACAGAAUGGAGGAAACAGUCCGCGACUUGAUGAUCAGCAAGUUCGGCCGCGUGAUAGACCUGGCAGCUCUUCAGACACUUUCCGUGAAUGUAACGCUUGAGGAGCUCAAGAUUAAGAAACUCCGAAAGGAGCUGCUGAAUGCAAGGGAAAUAAAGAAGUGGGAGGAGAAGAUUGCUCAGGUGCGGUGGGAGCUGAUGAUGAAGACAAAAGAACACACCAAAAAGCUCCACCAGAUGAAUGACUUAUGUAUUGAAAAGAAGAAACUGGACUCUCAGUUGAAUACACUACAGAACCAGCAGGGCAAUGCCUUCCAGGGCCCUCGGAAAGCAGAUACAGUGGCAAGAGAGAAGGUCACCGAGUUGAUCCAAUUCCAGGCUGAAAGAAUUUUGAACUUAAAGAGGGAGAUUGCUCAUUUGCGUAAGAAAGGAGGCAUUAUCCUCCCACCCAUUCAGCCCAGACCAUAGAACAGAUGAAGCCCCUGGGCCUUUUCAGUUUGCUUUUUCUCUCAAAUCCAUCCAAGAUUUCUGACAUAAAAUCCACCAGAAGUUGCCUCCUUGUCUCCUGCAACAAUCCUGUUAUUUUAAAAUGAACCUUAUCUAAAAGUCUAAACU
Molecule: messenger RNA, 5652 nt
Organism: Miniopterus natalensis
Lineage: Eukaryota; Metazoa; Chordata; Mammalia; Chiroptera; Miniopteridae
Source: RefSeq, a predicted model, not a curated record